Messenger RNA from Porites evermanni, 987 nucleotides. NCBI's taxonomy places the organism in Eukaryota, Metazoa, Cnidaria, Anthozoa, Scleractinia, Poritidae. The record is from the annotation of a GenBank genome assembly.
AUGAAGCCCGUCUCGGAUCUUUGCAGUAUUUGCCAACUAAACAACGGGAAGAUAGCUGCAAACGUCAACGUGACUGAACAAGAAAAACUGAACUGUCUUCAUAAUCAAGAGACACACCUACAGGAAGCAAAAUUAGAAUGGGAGUUUAUGAAAAAGAACAUCGCGGCAUGCAGAGAUUUGUUACAAAAUGGCGGGAUCGACCUCUUGUCACCAAGGCCCAGCUGUUCAUUAGAAGGAACUGUGCACUACUCCUACGACUAUACACAGCAAGUGCAUAUUCCCUCCAAUCCUCAGCAACCUGGUCCAGUUUACUUUAAAACUCCUCAGAAAUGCGGCCUGUUUGGGGUAUGUUGUGAGGGAAUACCUAGACAGAUCAAUUACCUCAUUGACGAGGCAGUUUCUAAUGGCAAAGGUGCCAAUGCAACCAUUAGUUAUGUGCAUGACUUCUUCAUUUCUCACGGGGCCGGGGAAACCGAUGUACAAAUUAACCCGGAUAAUUGUGGGGCACAGAACAAAAACGAUUUUUUUAUCUGGUAAUACUCCUGGCGAAUUCUUUUUGGAAUGCACAAAUCAAUAUUGUAUUCGUUUUUAAUUGCAGGGCAUACAAAAUUUAGUCCAGACUGGUGUUUUGGAUUAAUCAAACAGUCGUUUAGGAGACACUAUGUUUCUUCCCUUUUUGACCUGAUGAUUACUGUAGACAAGUCGACAGUGUCUGUCUCAAAAUUGUGCGGUCUUCAUGAUGGCACUCUUUUGGUUCCAGUCUAUGACUGGGUGACAUUUCUUGAACCCUGUUUUAAGAAAAUUCCAGGUAUAAGCACUUUUCAUCAUUUUCGUUUUUCAAAAGAUCACCCUGGCGUGGUUUUCUGUCGAACCCUCGUAGAUUCAGCAGAAAUUGAAUUCCAAAUUCUCAAAAACCUUGAAAUAAGACCUCCAAACCAGAUACCUCCCAAAAUCAUUCCUUCAGGCUUGGGUGAAGAAAGAAAAUGA